Lobosporangium transversale is the source of this 3460-nucleotide messenger RNA. RefSeq names its product component of IIS longevity pathway SMK-1-domain-containing protein. Gene Ontology annotation, biological process: DNA damage response; protein dephosphorylation. The record is from RefSeq and is a predicted model, not a curated record. Lineage: Eukaryota; Fungi; Mortierellomycota; Mortierellomycetes; Mortierellales; Mortierellaceae. Gene Ontology annotation, molecular function: protein phosphatase activator activity. Gene Ontology annotation, cellular component: protein phosphatase 4 complex; nucleoplasm. The coding region runs from base 357 to 3323 and encodes 988 amino acids. The transcript has 12 exons.
UCUUUCUUCUCUCCUUUUAUUUUUCCCUCCAUUCUUUUUUUUUUACUUCUUUGUCCACACGCACACAAACACAAUAACAGAUUAUUCGUGAAUCCCGACUAACAGCAUAGUACUUUAUUAAUUCUCCAACAUACUCGCUGUAUCCACUGGUUUCUUUUCCACUCCUCCUCGUCCAGCCACGCCUAGGCUCUAGACCAUCCUUUUAUAAGAGAGAGAGAAAGAAAGAAAGAGUAGGAUAGAAAGGAAGAGAGGUAUAUGCUCAUUACACGGGCUAGUUGACGCCUUUAAGGAAGAAAAAAAAAGAAAAAAUAAAUAAAAGCCAAAAUAAUAAAGAAGGGGUGUGAGGAGAGGGUGUAAUGGAGUCCCAGACAAAGAAACGCGUGAAAGUGUACCAACUUGGUAAAGGAAAUGAAUGGAAUGAUCAAGGCACUGGACACUGUUCAUGUGAAUUCAAUGAGGACAAGUCCGAAGGCACACUCGUGGUUCAUUCUGAAGAUGAGGAGGACAGGGAGCUACUGCGAUCUCGAAUCAAAACUGAUGAUGUCUACCAGAAACAACAAGAUACCUUGAUUGUCUGGUCUGAGGAUGAUAUAGACCUGGCACUUAGUUUCCAAGAGGCCGAGGGUUGUUCAGAAAUCUGGGAAACCAUUAACGAAGUUCGACAGCAACAUGCCGAUGAUGCAUGUCCAGCUCUUGUGGAUGGCAACGGAACUAAUAAUACCCUCCCAGACCCCGAUAUCUCCAACCUCAAGGAUAUUGGCGAUUUACUCAGAGCUGCUCAGAGAGAUAUCUUGGAAAGAGAGAAGUUGUCUUCAUUUGUCCUAGUCGAUAACUAUAUCAACAAGUUGUUUCCGCUCCUGGAAACCUUAGAAGGUCAUAAAAGCAUUGCAGAGUUACAACUGCUGUAUUAUGUAAUGCUUGGGAUCAUCCAGCUCCACGAUAUUGCUGUCAUCCAAUAUAUUCUUCAGGAAGGUAUCUUCCUCAAUUGCGUAGGAAUACUGGAAUAUGAACCUGGUUUAGUGGACAGCAAGCCGGAUUACCGAGGGUUUUUAAUGAAUCGAGUCAAAUUCAAACAGAUAGUUCCGAUCAAAGACUUGGAGGUGGAGCAAAAGAUCCACAAGGUGUUUCGCCUUCAUUUUCUCAGAGAUACUGUGUUAUCGCGAGUCAUGGAUGAUGGUUUACCAUCGAUUUUGGGAUCCCUGAUAUUUUUUAACAACAACGAUAUCGUGAAUGCGAUUUGCCAGAAUCGACCGUUUUUGCUAGAUUUAUUUGCAAUAAUGGAUGCGAACAACAAUCAUUCCGACGAGAUGCAUGAGCAGAGGCGGGAUGUGGUGCGAUUUGCUCAGCAAUUCUGCUCUAUAGCUAGGUCUACUCAUAUGACAGCGCGUAUUUAUCGGACUUUAUGCCAGUGCGGUCUAUUCAACGUCUUCACUUUCUCGUUUACAGACAGCGAGGGAUGUAUCAAAAUGGCAGGCAUAGAGAUCAUGCUAUCAGUAUUGGAGUAUGAUGCGAGCUUGGUCCGAUCUCAUAUUGUCAAGCAGGCUGAAAACCCUUCCGAUCAACAAAUUUUUGGCGUAAUUGUUGAACAAUUCCUUGUUGAGCGGGAUGUAGGAGCAAUAACUCAGCUAUCAGAACUUAUUAGAAUGCUUCUCAAUACCAGUCCUUAUCUGACAGAAUGUGCAUCUAUUCAGGCAACAAUCCAAAGUUCAUCGAGACUAGAUCCAGAUGCAGACAAAUUUCUGGAGUUAUUUUAUUCCCUUUACGUUGAUAAAUUGAUGUCGCCACUGCUAGAUCUGCCUGAAGACACAGUUAUAUUGGACAGAGUGACAAGCAUACAGUGUGAAAGUAUCUGCACCAUACUUUCUUUUAUGGUCCGGCAGCAUUCGUUUCGGAGUAAAUACUACGUGUUUACAAGUGGGGUCAUUACAAAAAGUUGCUCUUUACUCAGCAAUAGGGAUUUACACUUGGGACUAACCGUCCUAAAGUUUCUAAGAGCAUGUAUCGAGAUAAGCGAUGAGUUUUAUCAUCGAUAUUUGAUAGAUCGUGGAGUGAUUAAUAGCAUUGUUGAGCUGCUACUCAGGAAUAACAAUAAGAACAACCUCCUAAACUCGGUCUGCCUGGAGUUCUUUGAGUUUAUUCGAACAGAAAAUUUUGAGACGCUUUCAACAUAUCUUACGGAGAAAUAUAGUGAGGAAUUGAGAGAGAUCACAUAUGUCGACACAUUUAUCAAAUUGAUGGCUCAGCACAAACAGCUGCAGCAGCACCAACAACAGCAGCACCUGCAACAACAGACGCAGGCACCAGUGGCAAUAGUUAACUUUGAAUCGGAAGUAUCGACCAAAGAUGAAUUCAUAAACAACAAAGAUUGCAAGCUGGUGUCUUCUGAUAAGGACAGCCAAGACUUCAGUAGCAAAGGUGGUGUUGAUGCGGUGUCUGAAAGAAGGCUUGACAAUACUCCAGAUGCAUCACACGCGUCUUUAUCUGAGAAAGAUUCAGAUAUUUUCCAGCAUAAACGAGCAUCACAUCAUAAGCUUGAAGAUACUAGUGACAGUGAUGGGAAUGAUCCAUCUUUGGAGAGGAAGGAAAAUGAAGUGGCUGCGUCGAUUGAAAGGGGGGGGGAACUGGAUAAGGAUGUGACUUCAAGUCAAGGUCGUCUAACAGUAGUUCCAACACAUCAGGAUCCAAAUGUAAAUGCAGAACCAUCAGAUCCGAUUGUUACCUCCAACGGAUCAAUUGCUGCGGGGAUUGCCAAGAAAAAAACUCCUCCGCUAGUUUCAACAUCAAUGAACCUAUCAUUACCUAUCUCUACCUCACCUUUCAUUCUGUCACCGCUGCCUGUGAGCACAGGACGCACUAGCAUCGUAUUUGUCAGAACUGGAUCACAAGAUAGCCAGGAUGUUGGGCAACAACAUUCUCCAAGAGAUGUUAAUAAGACACAGACUGAUAUGCAGCUAAUGAAUGGCCUCGCGACUGGGUCCGCGACUGAACAACUCUCGGAGGAGACGAGUGCGGUAACGCCUUCGCUUAAGCGAAGAGAUAAUGAGGCCCUUCCUGACGAAUCCCGCAUACGAGCAGAGCCCAAACGCAAAACAACUGGUGACGACAAUGACAUGCACUUGUCAUUGUCCGAGCCCACUGUACUAGCUGCGUCACCUCGUCAGGACCACAUUGUAGCGGUAAUAAAUGAGCUUGAUAUCAAGUAUGCUUUGGACUCGGCUAGCAUAAAUGACUCUACAGGAACCGCUGCAUCUGUGGAAGAGCGUAUCGAUUUGUCAAGGGGCUCAACCACGCCGUUACGUGUUUUAGUGAAUGGUCGAUCGUAAAAGUGAGGAAGACACCGAUCGUCUAUCACGUUACAUAUUUGCUUUCUGCCUAUUCUCAUAAGCUUUUAUUAGCUUUAUAACUGUAUACUUCAUUGUAUUCUUCAAUUUCCUUGAGCAUGUACAUUAUUCAAUAAACG